This is a messenger RNA of Hypoxylon fragiforme, 698 nucleotides long. RefSeq lists its product as uncharacterized. The record is from RefSeq and is a predicted model, not a curated record. Bases 457 to 657 code for a protein of 66 amino acids. Lineage: Eukaryota; Fungi; Ascomycota; Sordariomycetes; Xylariales; Hypoxylaceae. The transcript has a single exon.
UUGAUCUUAACGGAGGAUAUGACCGAGAUAUGGAUGCGUUGGAAUCAUAAUAAAUCGGCAAUAUGUAGCGAAUUCUACGGGCGACUAUUGAUCUUACACCUUACUUACACUUACAAUAUGCGCAACAUGCGUAUCUACGUUCCGGGUGGCUGCAGCUAGUUGUGUCAGACUGUCUCCGGUAUUGAUACAAUGCUUGCUUCACUUGAUGAUGCCUUGCAGAAUUCGUUGAGAAAUCCUUCCCCCCCUUUCCUUACAUAAUGAUAUACAGUAUCUCCUGGCAGCAGACUAUCGAGUAGGUAACUAUUACGGGGGAGGGGAUGGGAGGCAAUUCGAGAAAAGCUGCCAAGUCAAUGAAUGUGAUGAACUGCAGAAACAAAGCGCCAUUACCUUUUCGUUAUUGCUGAUCAUUUCCCAAACUUGGCGGUGGCCUUAUGGAUCAAGACUACGAGAAGUUCGAUGGGCAAACCAGCGGGGUCUUUUUUUUUUUUUUUCUCCUUCUCCUACUCCCUCCUCUUGCGCUUUGACAGAUUUACAUGCUCGGGAUUUUUAGCAAUUGGGCCCUUAUCGAAUAAUAUUGUUCUCGUGAUGGGUUGGAUCGAGUUUAGUAGCUUUUCGAAUUUCAUGCCUACAUACCGACCUACAUACAUACAUGAAUGAGCAGCUAGUAUUCACCGUAUGUAUGUAGGUGCAUUCCAUGC